GAACCUCUCACAACCGUCGUGGCGAUGACGAUCGUUUACGCCGUCAUCCUGGUAACGGGGGUCGCUGGAAACGUCUGCACUUGCAUCGUGAUCGCAAGGAACCGCUACAUGCACACGGCGACCAACUUUUACCUGUUCAGCCUGUCGGUGUCGGACCUGCUACUUCUACUUCUCGGUCUACCACAGGAAAUGUAUCAGUUGUGGCGGAAGUACCCUUACGUCUUCGGCGAAGUCUUCUGCAUCCUGCGCGGUCUAACUUCAGAGAUGUCGACAAACGCGUCCAUCCUGACCAUCACGGCGUUCACGGUGGAACGCUACGUGGCCAUCUGUCAUCCGCUGCGGGCCCACACUAUGUCACAGCUUCCGAGGGCCAUACGGUCCAUCGUGGGUAUCUGGAUUGUGGCCGGUGCGUUCGCGGUACCUCUGGCUCUCCAGUUUGGCAUUGUGUACGAGAAGACUAGGGACGGUGGUGCGCUUAUCCUAGAAUCCGCCGCGUGCAUGCUCAAGCGACCAGUGGAACACGCAUUCACGGUGUCCACUGUCCUCUUCUUCGUGCUGCCCAUCAGUGUCAUAUCGGUGCUGUACGUGCUCAUCGGCAUCCAGUUGCGGAGGUCGUCGGCUGCCACGAGGCGUGAUUGUUCGCCGGAUAUGAACGGCAAGAGCCACAGGAGUAACACCUCGAUGAGGACGCCUCGGCACACCGGCGGCGGUUCCAAGCGCGCCGUCGUCAAGAUGCUAGGUGAGCUCCUCGUAAAGUGCGAGGAAAAGUUAUUUUGA
This is a messenger RNA of Ixodes scapularis (black-legged tick), 777 nucleotides long. Its product is annotated as pyrokinin-1 receptor-like. The coding region runs from base 25 to 777 and encodes 250 amino acids. Gene Ontology annotation, cellular component: plasma membrane. Gene Ontology annotation, molecular function: neuromedin U receptor activity. The record is from RefSeq and is a predicted model, not a curated record. The transcript has a single exon. Gene Ontology annotation, biological process: neuropeptide signaling pathway. Lineage: Eukaryota; Metazoa; Arthropoda; Arachnida; Ixodida; Ixodidae.